Parasteatoda tepidariorum (common house spider) is the source of this 4205-nucleotide messenger RNA. Its product is annotated as transcription factor SOX-10. Gene Ontology annotation, biological process: regulation of transcription by RNA polymerase II. The record is from RefSeq and is a predicted model, not a curated record. Gene Ontology annotation, cellular component: nucleus. NCBI's taxonomy places the organism in Eukaryota, Metazoa, Arthropoda, Arachnida, Araneae, Theridiidae. Gene Ontology annotation, molecular function: RNA polymerase II cis-regulatory region sequence-specific DNA binding; DNA-binding transcription factor activity, RNA polymerase II-specific.
GUAAUAAAUCGAGAGGAAGGAGAAGAAAUCUCAUCAUUUUACUCUUUCUACUCCUUUACAAUCGGUACUCAUACAUCCUCCUCUUCUUUUCAUUGGGAAUGGAUCCGUUGAUGAAUCCAGAAGAGCCGGACGAUUCCGGAACGUAUCCGGCGUCCAUUCGGGCAGCUGUUAGUCGGGUGCUACGGGGUUAUGACUGGAGUGUCGUACCGGCCCCGGUAAAAAGUGGUUCAAAUGGAGUCGGAGGUGACCGGAGGAAACCGUAUGUGAAGAGACCUAUGAAUGCUUUUAUGGUUUGGGCUCAGGCAGCAAGACGGAAGUUAGCGGAUCAGUAUCCUCAUCUCCAUAACGCAGAGCUCAGCAAGACACUUGGAAAACUUUGGAGAUUGCUCAAUGAAGAUGACAAACGACCAUUUGUAGAAGAGGCAGAAAGAUUGAGAAUUAUUCACAAACGGGAACAUCCUGAUUACAAAUACCAACCAAGAAGGAAGAAAUCAUCCAAAUCUGGGAACGAAAAACCACAGCAGCCUGCUGGACAGGCAAACACUGCCAUAGUGUUUAGGUCAUUAAAGUAUAGUGAUUCUUCUGAUUCCAAUUCUAUGAAAAUGGAAAAUAUCUCAGGAGCUCCAUCAAGCCCACCAACCCCUCCCUGUAGUCCACCCCUGGAGGAACUGACUACGCUAAACAGGAGGCUGAAACUAGAUGGAAAUGCUUUUGAACAACAACCGAUAGAUUUCAGCUACGUAGAUGUUGGUCAGCUGACCAGAGAAGCCAUGGACAAUUUGGAUGAAUCUGAACUUGACCAAUACCUCCCACCAGUCAACCUUAGACAAUACACCGGACUAGUCCCACCUUUAAUUGAUGACUUUUUGGGCCCCUAUCCUGUAAAUACAGCAUCAUACGUUGGCGGUGGUAGCCUCAUGGACGAACAGUGGACAUGCUUCUAAGACUUUUUCAUUACUCAAAAUUUCGCCAAAAAUCUAUCAUCCAUACAGAACAUAUCAAAAUAUGUUUAGAACGUGAAAUUCAGAUAUCACGAAGAAAACAAUGAACAAAAAUUAUAACAAUGAAAUAAAAAAAUAACUUAUUUUUCAAUAGCCAGAUUUUAUAUAAAUGUUUAUUUUUUAAGGAAAAGAAGUUGCAUUUUUAAAGCUGAGUCAAAGAAAACUAAUAAUAUAGGCAGCUAAAUAUUAAAACAAAAUUUUUAAAAAAAGUAAUUAUUUGUUAGAUAAUUUAGUUAAUAAAAGCGGUUUUUACCAAUUCAAGUUGGAGGAUGUUAUAGAUUCAGGUUACAUACACCGCAAAAGCAACAUUUUUCUGUUUCUAAAACGCAACGUUUUACUUAAUUCUCAGCAUUCUGUCUAUUGCAAUGUCAGACUUUAUAAUGGUAAAUGAUAAGGUUAAAUAAAAUUUGAUUUCUGUUUUAAUAUAGAAUUAACUAAAACUGACUAAAUUACUUUUCGAUUACUUAAGUAUCUUCAAUUUUCGAGUUUUUCAUUAAAUUUUAAAAUUUAUGUUUUGAAGAAAAAAUAUAUUUUACAAACAAACUUUAUAGUAAAUUCCAUCAAAUUUAGAACACAACAUUCAGAUAAAUUUACAAUUUCCUCGCUUCUAAGCUUAUUAUAUUACUGCUAUCAUCGACUGUUGCAAUUAUCAUUAAGAGUAGUAGUUUUGUAGAUGACUUUACAAGACAGAUCUAUUUUCUAUUUGCAAUUUAUAUUCCACUUCCUUUUCUAAUUUUAAUCGGAAUUCUCUGUCUUUCUUUUCUUGUUUUAAUUUUAAAUCUACUUUAUUUAAAUUUGGCGUAAUCCUUUCGCCUAAUAAGACUUAUGAGGUUUGUCUUUUUUAUUUUUUAAGAAACAAAAACAAAUAUCCAAAAACGAUUAUGCAACACUAUAUCAAAACGAAACUCAAAAUAAGCGAUAUCAAUUAUUUUUCCAUAAACCCCAACUUACAAUAAAAUAUCUCAUUAUAUUUCCCUAAUUCAUACUAAGUAAAUUAGUAUGUUUACUAUCUUAUUUUUUUUAACAGUCAAAUAAACAAUAAUACUUUAAUUAUAGUAAAUCGAAAAUACAUACAAACAAAUUUAAAUGAAAUCGUAGAUGUAAUCGUAAUGUAUCUUUUAAUUAGUUAAGUUUAAACUUUACCAAUUACUAUUUAAUCAUCCUAUUAAUAGAAAAGGGAUCUGGUCAAAUUAAACUUACUAUGAGCAGGUUUUUAGUUAUUUUCUUUUAUUUAACAUGCAACAGAAUAAUACACAUACGUAACAACAGGACACUGUUGUAUUUGUUGUAGUUCAUUUACGUCGCACUAGAGCUGCACAAUGGGCUAUUGGCGACGUAACAACAUAGCACAAAACGCAACUAACUUUUCUAAUCUCUAACACAACACAAUCAAAUGUUUAAAAUAGAUCUGGCACGUAGCGCCAUCUAUAAAACUACCACUCUCCGUAUGAUAAUUGCAACCCCCAAAAGAUUGAAAAUACACAUGAAAAUACAAGUACAAUAAUAGGUGCUGAUUAUUUAGGGCAGCAAAAAUCUGAUGCAAGAUUUGAUCAUUUUAUAUGGUUAAAUUGUUUCUCUUUUUUUUCAAACUUGCACCAUUAUUAGACGUGUUUUCUUUUUGUUAUGUCUAAAUGACAGUUCUGAAUUAAACUCAAUUUUCACCAGUAGAGAUACUCGAGUUACUGCUAUCUCUUAAGAGGACACUGUAUACAACGGGAGAAACUUUUCGUGGAAAAUUCUGUUCUCUAUCAGUAUUUUAAAAUUUAAAGUUAAGAGAAAAGUGAGUUCAAUGUAAAUCUUAAGUAAACCACGAAAUUUUAAAUACUGGAAAAUUAUUUUGAAAGUAUCAAAAUGCAAACAAAUUAUUGCAGGAUAACUUUCUCAUUGUGUAAGUCAAGUUAUCCUGCCAUAAUCUGUUAGUAUCUAAGUUUAACCUGAACUUCUAUACUUUAAAUUACUUAUGUAUCCGGGAGCAGAAAUCCUCCAGCACGGCAGCAGGUGCUUGAAGAUUAUCAGAGUACCCGAAGAUAAAUUUAAAUCUCAGAAUUUAAAAAAAAAAUAUCACAGCACUUGAAGAUAAUUUCUCAUCUCAGAUUCAAAAAAAAAAAACCUAGAAAUUACAAAAAGGUAUUAUUUGUUUCAAGUCCUUUUACAAAACUUGUUUACCAAUCUGCAGAGAUACAAACAAACGAGAUUUUUAAAUUUUUCAAAUCAUUGACAGGAAUUUCGAAACAUAAAAAAUUUAGUUGACAAGGAAAAAAUUUAAAAAUCAAAUCUUAAUUGGUGGAAACUUCAGUUGCUUGUUUUUAGACUGUAUAGGAACUUAAUCUACUUUUUAACUUUCAUUUAUUCCAUUAAUGUAAAAGCGUACAAACAUUUUAUUUAAAAUAGGUUUUUCAACGACAUUUUUUUGUGUACAACUUUUUUCUGCCUUAUUUUGCUCUACACAGGCUUGAUUAAGCCUAAUGUUUACGAUAAUAGUCUCCAAUUAUGUUUUGGCAUACAAAUUUAAAAUCAUGAAGAUUGCACUGCAGAUUGGCUUGAUAAAUUCUGCUACUGGGCUUAAGAGAUUAAAAAGAAUUUGCCAUGAAGCAUCUCUCCAGUGGUUUAGCGUCCUCUUAAUUUUUUCAGACGAUUUUUUUUUUAAAAGAACUUUUUAGUUGAUAAAUAAAAAUAAUUAAUCAUAACUACUAAUGGAUAACUAAUAUCCGUUAAGAUCUGCAAGCAACAUGACAUAUGUAAUGAAUAGUCUGUGAAUGAUUUAUGUCCCAUGCUUAAAAGAAUCUAGAUUUUAAAGGUGGUGGGAAGAGAAAAAAAAAGAACUUAACGAGACAGUUUUUUCUUCUCACAUUUGAAUCAUGGAUUGAAUCCUUGGUGUGUGCCAAACAAUCUACGCAAUUUUUUCCAGAGAUUAUCAAGUGGUGUCUUAUAUCACGUGACAAUUCGAGACAGCUGUGCUGUGGGAAUGUUUGUUACGAUGUAGAAGAACACUGUUGCAGUGCGGUAGAAUGAAAAGAGAGGUUAUUUUGAUAUCUAUUUUGUUUACACGUUUUUUUUAUACCCUGUUUACAAAGUGUAGCAAAUAUUUUGUAUAUGUAUUGUUUACAAAGUGUAGCAAAUAUUUUGUACAUGCACUGUUUUAUUGUCGUUUUGUUUCUUAAAGCCUGGAGCUAUUUUGGAACAAUAAAAUUUGUAUAAAAUGAA